CGCAGCUAAAUAACCUAAAAAUUAAGAUUUUAGAUUUUGUACAAACAAAUAUGUUGUUUUGAUAUAUUUGUUUCUGUUUCAAAAUAUUUACAUUAAUUAGUAAUUUAAUAAUAGUCACAAUGUCAUUUACAAAAAACGACGUAAAAUUGUCCGGAGACGUACCAAAGACAUUGUUGUUACAAAAACAUUCCGAUUAUUUAGCCAGCUACGGUUUGAACAAGGAUGAUUUUGAGUUUUGCAUGACGGAACAUCUUCGAUUAUCAGGGAUAUAUUGGACCUUAACCGCUAUGGAACUUAUGAACCAAUCAUCAAGAAUGCCAAAAGAAGAAAUUAUAGAAUUCAUUACAUCCUGUCAAGAUAAGGAAAGUGGAGGCAUAUCCGCCAGUAUAGGACAUGAUCCACACAUUCUGUACACUUUGAGUGCUGUACAAGUACUUGCAAUGUACGAUAGACUGGAUGCUAUCGAUAUUGAAGGUGUGGUAAGGUUUGCCAUAUCUCUGCAACAAGAGGAUGGGAGCUUCUAUGGUGAUAAAUGGGGCGAAGUAGACACAAGGUUUUCUUUUUGCGCUGUAAUGACAUUAUCCUUGUUGCAACAACUUGACGCAAUCAAUGUUACCAAAGCUGUUGACUUUGUAUUAAGUUGUAUGAACUUUGACGGAGGAUUCGGCUCUAGACAGGGAUCUGAAAGUCAUGCAGGUCUAAUUUAUUGCUGUGUUGGAACACUAUCAAUUUGUAAGAGAAUGGAUGCCUUACACGCUGAUGAGUUGGCUUGGUGGCUUUGUGAGAGACAACUUCCCAGCGGUGGACUCAAUGGAAGACCAGAGAAAUUACCAGAUCUUUGUUACUCUUGGUGGGUGAUGUCAUCAUUGUCAAUGCUGAACAGAAUUCAUUGGGUUGACAAGAAUAACCUCGAACAAUUCAUUCUUGCAUGCCAGGACUCUGAAACGGGUGGUUUUAGUGACAGACCUGGCAACAUUACAGAUCCAUUCCAUACAUUAUUUGGUCUCGCUGGUUUAUCCUUACUGGGAAAUACCAGUAUUAAGCCUGUAAACCCCACAUACUGUAUGCCACAAGAAACCAUAGACCGACUGAAAUUGGAACCACAGAUAUUACAUAUUUAGGUAUUAAGAAAUUUGUAUUGAAUUAAAUAUUUAUUAAGCCUAUUAAAUUAAGUAUAAAGAUGUUUUUAACUUGUUAUUACACUUAUUUAGAGCUUGGUUAAAUGCAUCAUGGAACUCCUCUGACUUAAGAUUUGGUGUGGCUUUUUAUCUUUAUUUUGAAAUUAUUUUAUUACAUGCAAUAGAUAAUUCAACAAA
Molecule: messenger RNA, 1316 nt
Organism: Papilio polytes (common Mormon)
Lineage: Eukaryota; Metazoa; Arthropoda; Insecta; Lepidoptera; Papilionidae
Gene: betaggt-II
Product: geranylgeranyl transferase type-2 subunit beta
Exons: 6
Coding region: 120-1121 (333 amino acids)
Biological process (GO): protein geranylgeranylation
Cellular component (GO): Rab-protein geranylgeranyltransferase complex
Molecular function (GO): Rab geranylgeranyltransferase activity
Source: RefSeq, a predicted model, not a curated record